This is a messenger RNA of Capra hircus (goat), 517 nucleotides long. RefSeq names its product microseminoprotein beta (gene MSMB). The record is from RefSeq and is a predicted model, not a curated record. Lineage: Eukaryota; Metazoa; Chordata; Mammalia; Artiodactyla; Bovidae. The transcript has 4 exons. Bases 50 to 385 code for a protein of 111 amino acids.
UGUGACCUUCCCUGGAUGCACAUGCUUGCAAGAACUCCUGCUCAUCACAAUGAACGCUCUUCUGAUCAGCUUUGCGGCCUUAGCCACCUUCGUGAGUUUAUGCGAUGCCCAGUGCUAUGUCAUACCUAAUGAGAGCUCUGCCUCUGAUGGAUGCAAGGAUCUCAGUGGAGUCACACACCAGCUGAAAUCAGACUGGAAGACUGACAACUGUGAAAGCUGUCAUUGUGACGAUGAUGGAAUUCAGUGUUGCAGCACCGCAGCUAUACCUAUGGGUUAUGACAGAGACAAGUGCCAGGCAGUCUUCAACAAGGAGACCUGCACCUAUACAGUGCUGGAGAAGAAGAACCCAUCAAAGACCUGCGCUGUCGAGGCCUGGGUGUUAUAAGGCUCUGUUCAUGGGGCCAGAGCUCCCCACCUGGAGGGCCCCAGGUUCUCCCAGGUCAGGCUUUCUUCUCCUAUGGCCUCUAACAGCCUGAUUGUAUAACCCUACCUAUUAGUAAAGAAUGUUUUAAGCAAA